Molecule: messenger RNA, 1302 nt
Organism: Carya illinoinensis
Lineage: Eukaryota; Viridiplantae; Streptophyta; Magnoliopsida; Fagales; Juglandaceae
Product: protein CONSERVED ONLY IN THE GREEN LINEAGE 160, chloroplastic
Exons: 9
Coding region: 162-1172 (336 amino acids)
Source: RefSeq, a predicted model, not a curated record
UUUACUGAUUUCUCGAUUUUGUUUUACACCCCUAAACUUGUUUGAUGGAAUAGCUGCCCUGCCUGCAGAUAACACCCUGAUAUUUUUUCCACCUGACUUCUCUCAAACUACCACCAUUGGCACCUAAAUUGCAAGCUCCUUAUCAUUAUCACCUGCAACCAAUGGCACUUCUGAACUAUAUCUCAGUGACCUCCACAACCACACCCAUCUCUCAGGACCCUCCAACCCCAGCUGUGCCUGACCAAAGACAGACCAAGAUCCUCCUGCCCAAGAAGAAGCCCCUCAAAUGGUCCACUGGGGUGGCUCCGGGCGACUACGGUGGCCCACCGACCACUUCAAAGCUUAGAAAAUAUUGGGGAGGUGAAAAGGACCCCUUGAGCUCUGAUGAUUUUAUGUGGAACAAAGACUUCAUGGGUCGGUUUCAAAAAUUGAUUCAGAACCCUGACGCGUCCAUUGAAGACACUCCAAUCAAGGAAAAGCCAUCAGGGUUUCUAAGCUUAAAUAGAGUCAUGAGCCUUGAGAGUUUGGAAGUUGAUUUGAGCAAAGAACUCACAGCUCCCUCAAGGCCUAGGUUUGAAGAGAGAGUUGAUGCUACAGCUCAAAGUGAUGGCAGCAAGUCAACCAAAUGGAAACCGGCACCAACCCGGCGUGAACAAGAGAAAUGGGAUAGGGCCACCAAGGCUGCAACUGGAGGCAGUGAAGUGAUGUUUCGGGAAUUAAGACGGCCUCGCGGAGACCCGGAAGUUUUGGCGGCUCAGUCAAGAGAGCUGUAUUUUAAGUUAAAGAACAGGUUACAAGUUCUCACUCUGGGUAUAGGUGGUGUUGGUUUAGUCUCCGCUUAUGUUUCGUAUUCCCCUGAAAUUGCAGCUAGCUUUGGAGCUGGGUUUAUUGGUUCUUUGGUCUAUAUCCGUAUGCUGGGGAGCAGUGUGGACUCAAUGGCAGAUGGAGCAAAGGGGGUUAUCAAGGGAGCAAUUGCGCAGCCAAGGCUUUUGGUUCCUGUUGUAUUGGUCAUGAUCUAUAACCGGUGGAAUGGGAUCCUCGUUCCAGAAUAUGGGUAUAUGCACUUGGAAUUGAUACCAAUGUUGGUGGGAUUCUUCACUUACAAGAUUGCAACUUUCGUUCAAGCUGUAGAGGAAUCACUUCCUGUUGUUGGGGAAAAAACCGAAGUUUAAGAUACAUCUCCUCAUACAUCCUUCUAUUUUUCUUGUAGUUCUUCUGAUACAACCAUUACCUUACCUAUCAUGCAUUAAUUGUCUAUAAUGUUUGUAACAAAAAGUAAAAAAUUCAAAAAUAUUCUUAUAA